Messenger RNA from Peronospora farinosa, 564 nucleotides. The record is from the annotation of a GenBank genome assembly. NCBI's taxonomy places the organism in Eukaryota, Oomycota, Peronosporomycetes, Peronosporales, Peronosporaceae.
AUGCUUCGAAUCCGAUCGUCUGGACUAUCGCGUCUCGCGAGCCGCCGCUUUAUCGGUGGGUUCGCUGCUGAUGCAUCUGCACCGACAGUGUCUGAAAAAGUGGUGAAUGUGGUGCUUGUGGAUUACGAAGGCAAUCGUCACAUUGUCAAGGGACGCGUUGGACAGACACUUCUUCAAGCCUGUGAGAUGAAUAAGAUUGGAUAUGUUAAAGAUGAUUCCAUGGGUGGUGGUGGUAUGUACGACGCCCGACGCACGGAUUUUUACACCGAGUCGCUCUUUGGGGAGGGUUUAACAUCUCCACAAUCGCAUGUGGUGAUCUCGAAUGAAUGGAUCUCUAAGCUUCCACCUGCUGAUACGAAAGAGCGUCACAUCAUUGAUACUUACGUCCCUACAGAGGAUCGCUCUGCUAAUUCUCGUCUGGGCACGGGGAUUGUGCUGCAGAAAGAGCUGGAUGGUAUGGUGGUGGCUGUGCCAGAAGCAGCACCCGUUGAAGAGUACAUGUACGAUCACGAGUAUGAAGAGGAUGAUUACGAGUCGUAUGAUGAUGAACAGCAGCAGGCGUAA